GCCCCGUCCACAGAAGGAGAAGAGGCCAAGGAGGAAGGCAAAGAAGAGGAUGAAGGUGGUGAGAAAAAGGAGAUUGCCAAAGCCCCUACGCCCCCCGACGCGCUGCUUACCAGCGAUGAGGUGCAGCGACUUCUGGCAACAGUGCGCUUCCCCCACUUGGAGCACAAGGACCUUUUGACCGCAAUGAAGGAUCCUAUCCUCGCAGAGGCGGGCGCUCAGCAGCACAUCCUCGCAGCGCUGUCCUCCCGGUUGUCGCAGUAUGAGGCCGUGGACGGUGCCACCACCUCCGCCCAGCCGCGGCCGUCGACUUUACGCAGAAGACCCCCAGCCCCAGGCCCAGGUUCACCGCGUGCGCCACCGCCGCCUCCAAUGGAGGAGGAGUCUGGGGCACAAAGCCCGCUGCGAAGCACGCUGGGCCGAGGCACGCAGCUGGGGGUCUCUGGCGUCGCCCUCUUCCCAUGCAGCGUCUGCAACGGUCAAGGCCGGAUGCAGCUCCGCCAUGUGGGCGACCGCUGGUCAGCACGCUGCAGCCGCCACGCGAGCUGCGGAAACACACAGUGGCUACCGAGUUGCGUAGUGGCGGCUGCUGUGGAUGGCCAUUGCGGACCUUGCGCCUUGCGCAUGGGGGCUGAG
Messenger RNA from Symbiodinium sp. CCMP2456, 633 nucleotides. The record is from the annotation of a GenBank genome assembly. NCBI's taxonomy places the organism in Eukaryota, Dinophyceae, Suessiales, Symbiodiniaceae.